GGCGCCCUGGCUGGCCUGCGGAAGGGUUUGAGGUGAGAGCGGGUCCGUCCCUUUUAUGGUUCCGACUCUGGCAGAACCCAGAAUGGAGGUAGAUCCCAGCUCAGCAGCUGAAACCAAGACCAGCGACAGUACAGAGAAGACCAGGACCUUUGGCACAUCUCAAUCAAAACCUAGAAAUGCGAAUCCGUACCCCCCCGUCUGCCGCUUUUAUUCCCGUGGGAGGUACUGCCAGUUUGGACGGAGAUGCCGGUUUCUGCAUGAGUACCUGGAACCGCAGGUGAGCCCCAGUGUACCUGCAAACCACGAUGAUGGCAACGCUGAUGACACCUCCCAGUGCCAGGGCAGCAUGGAGAGUCCCACUAAGCCUGCAGAGGAUCUGGGCCGGCUCCGAACUGGGCCACCCAAGAUGCUGGGACCCCGAGAGCGGCCUAAGAGGCCGUGCCGCUACUACCUGUCUGGUUACUGCGCGAUGGAAGAACGCUGCCGUUUCUGGCACCCGGAGAAGCAGCCCCCUCUGCGGGACUGCGUGGGGCCCGAAGCUGCCCGGAUCAGCCCUCGGCCAGUGGGCCCACUAAUCCGUCCGCCAGUCCCCCGCCCUGCUGUGGUCAAGGAUGAGGUCAAGCUGACAGAGCUGACCCAGGAAGUUGCCCGGCAAUUACGGGAGACCGAGAUCAGCCAGCUGAUGAAGCGCUUCCCCAAGGAGCGGCUGAUUAUUCAGGAGAGUGAAAGUGGGAAGCAGACAUAUUACCGCAUCGUGGUGGAGCCCACAGAUCCAGAAUGGCCCUUUGAUUUGAAGGAGAUGGAUAUUCAGAUCUGCUUCCCAGAUGAAUACCCUUUGGAGGUGUUCACUGUGGAAAUCCCUGAGGAUCAGGAUCUACCAGUGUCUAUGGGAAGGCAUGUGUGUACGGCCUCAGAGGAGUGGCUACGGGCAAAGCAUGCCACCAACCGGUUGAUGGGGAAGUUGGAGCUGCUGUUUCGUCCAUACUUGCGGUGGCUGGACCGCAACAUGGAGAAGCUGUUCACCGAGGGAGCUAGACAGAUAAAGCGGGAAUUAGACGCAGAGAGAGCUGGGAUACACAUUGUUCCCUACCAGCAGCUACGAGCACGUUUACCUGGUGCAGUAGCUUCGCAAACAACCGAGACACCUGCAGGUCCUCGGAAGGAGGAUGCCAGUGAGGAGUUGUCCCAGAAGCUGCAGGAGGUCAAGGUGGCAGAAUCGGAAAGCCCUGAAAUGAGUGGCACAGGGAGUGAGAUCAGCACCAGUGAGGAGGAAGAUGAUUGUUCGAGGACUGGCUCGCCAUCUGGUGACCCUUCGAUCCCAUGUAAGGGCACCGCCAUGCGGCUUGUUGGCCUAGAGCUGGGGGAAGAGACGGCAACACUGUCAGCCCAGCAGAUCACUGUGUCGCUGAAGUGCAGCAGGUGCAAAGUUGGUUCACAAUUUACUGUGUCACAGAAGUGCCCUUCAUAUGUAAGCUGUGAGAAAUGUAACACAGACAUCAGCGUAGCGUUCCAGCCCAGUGUAGUUCAUGAGCACUCAGACAUAAUGGGAUACCUGGACCUGUGUGGAUGUGUCCCUGUAGAAUUAGUGAUACAGGACAGUCGGUUUGCUGUGGGCUGUCUAAAAUGCUCCAAGGAGGGACCGCUGCAGGGCCUCUCUUAUGGCCGAUACAAGGAGUUAAACUGCUUGCAAUGUCAUGUAAAACUCAGUGUUAUGGUGGAAGCUACACAGUUUUACCAGAUCCAUGACCAAUCACAGGAUGAAACUGAUGCUAAUAAUGCAGUUCAUCGACGUCGGAAGAGACAGCCAGCCGGACCUGUUAUUCAGUAUGGGAAGCCCCUGCCUGAGUUUGGUACCUGUAUGCACUACAAGAAGAGUUUCCGCUGGCUAAGAUUUCCAUGCUGUGGUAGAGCGUAUCCAUGCGAUGUGUGCCAUGACGAUGACCAAGACCAUGUGAUGGAGAUGGCCAGUCGAAUGAUCUGUGGGUACUGUGCAAAGGAGCAGCCGUACAGCAACGGGAAGCCCUGCAUUUCCUGCAGAGCCAUGAUGACAAAAGGCUUCCACACCAGUCACUGGGAGGGAGGUCAAGGCUGUCGCAACCGAAUCAAGAUGAGUCACAAAGACAAACAGAAAUAUUCAAACUCCAUGAAAACAGUGUCACGCCGAUCCCAGCGUCAGCAUCAGAAAUGAGCACCGAGGCCCCUGACUAGAGAUCUCGAACUUGGAUUGUGGCCUUAGUAAUGACUCCAUGAGUAGGUGUGGUGUGCACGCGUGGUUCUUUUUUUAACCCCAGUUGUUUCUCUCUCCAUUGAGAUGGUGAAAAGAUAAAUGUUACUUUCAGAUUUUAAAGAAACAAGCUGAUCUUGUGGAGGUUGGGGAGAGGGGAUGGUGGAGCAGCCCCAGGAAAGAGGAACGGGACAGCUUUUAGUUUGAUCUCUAGGAUUUACACUAGCAGCCACCUUCUCUCACCAACCCCUCCCCCCACCCCAUAGAUACCUGUGGAUGAGAAACACCGUCGGCAGGAAGCCAUUGUUUACUGUAGUCCAGCUCCCCUUUGAGUCCUGGGUUCAGCCGAGUUUGUGCCACCACAUUAAGAAGGAAGAAGUUCCAGAUGUGAUGAUGAUUCUCCUGCUAGCGUAGCUGCAUUUAUGUUGACAAUGGUGAAACCAUGUGUGCACUCAGGUGUGUGGUUCAGAUGUGACUCUCAAACUGCCAGAUAUAAUCUGGCACAGAGGCCCCCUCCUUUCACUGGCCUAGGGGACAGUGCAGAUCACUCUGUCUGCGAUUUUAAACUGGGUGUAGACAUUUGAGUAAGGCACUGUAGGACAGCCCAGCAUUGACCCCCUGCACAGACUCUGGAUGGUGUCUCAACUCUAGGUCCAGGCUGCUCCUCAUGACUGGAGCUUGCAGGCAGAAGUUGUGUUAAAAUUUUGGUUUUGGAAUGUUAGCAGGUUAUCACUGUGGUGAUCCUCAUUUAAUUUGGCUGUUCUAUAAAAUGCAGUCACAUCUCAUUCCAUGCAACAUGUUGCCAAACCACCAAUAAGCAAGGAAGCCAUCCUGGGCCUGGAAAUGAUGAUAGCAGGGAAGGUUAUAACCCUCCCUUGGCUAAGCCUGGGCAUCUGACCAGGAUUAAGAGCAGUGGACAGUGCCAGUGUGGAAAUGCACAAGUAAUACUGUGUCUGAUUUUAUCCAUCCCAGUCUCGAAGGGAGCAAGACGCUGUUUCCCAAGUGAGCUUGUUAUUCCUUGCUUGUAUUAUGCUUGGGACUCUUGUACAGACCUGGUGCAGUUAUUCCCAAAUAAUGUCCUGGCAGCAUGUUGGAGGCUGCAGGAGGCCAUUCAGCCCCUGAAUUGGCUCACCUGUUCAUUGCAGCAAAGCCUGAUCCUAUCCCUGAAAACCCUCAGCUGAAAAAAAGUCUCUGAAGUGAACUCUGAGUUUCGAUAAUGAAAACAUGCCAGAUAUUUGUCAUAUUGAGGCAAUGCAGUUGAGCUGUUUCUGACCACUCUGCGCACAUACUGCCUUCCAGCAGAUGGCAGCAGUUCCUCCUUUCCAAGUCAAGGGACCCAGAAGCUGAUCACAGUCUCCUCAGCAUCAGCUUAGGCUCAAAACAUCACUGUUUCCUAAUGCCGUGUGCCACAGUUCCCCAGCCAGGGAACGUUGACUCCCGGACCUUCAAGAUCAAUUUACAGAGUUUGUAGAAAUUUAAGAAAGUAAACUCAAUUCACCAGGGUAUUAUAAAGAAUGUGGAAUACACUGGAUAGUUGUUUUGAGUUUGUCCUUUUGCCUGUUCAGUUGCAGGUCUAAUUCCACAAAUGUCUGACAGUUGCUACCUCUGGGAGUUCUCUUUUGUGCAAAUUAGAAUAAAUUUAAAUCCUGAUGUGAAAACCCAGCAUUUCCCAUUUUGGAUAAUGAAAUUGCAGAGUCACCCUUCUUGGCCAGGUCUCCAUUUUAUCCUGAGUUUACAGCCUUGUGCAGGUUAUCUUAUCCACUUCCAUGUUAUCAUAUCUUGUGUUCAGGUUCACUCCUGAGAAAGAAUAAGAACCACCUGACAGUCCACCAUUAAAAGCAUCACCAGCAAUGCUAACCUGAUUCUGAUACUUGCACAUAGGUGGGGGGGUGGGAGAUGGGGUAACAGGUUUAAUUUCUUCUUCUCCUUCAACCCGGAGUGAUGGGUUGCAUUGUUACCGUCUGUCAUCCAGCCAUAGGGCUACAGGUUGAACACAGCUCCUGGUGUGAAUAGAUUCAGGUUCCAUCGACUCUAUCCUGUUCCCACAUCUAUGUCUGAGCUCACUCUCCUGUGCCCAUCUUUUGCGAGAGAUAAGAAUGGAAAGUACUAGAAUCCCUCAGCAGGUCUGGCUGUGUCAGUGGAGACAGUUCCUGAAAUGCUAACUCAGUUCCCCUCUCCCAAGCGGCAGCCUGGCCAGCUCAGCAUUUUCCGGCAUCUUUUUAUUUUAGAUUUUCAACAUUGUCAUCUUGUGUUAGAUGUGUGUGUGUGUGUGUGUGUGUGUGAGUGAGAGAGGGCAGGGCUGUGUGUGUGUGUGUGUGUGUGUGUGUGUGUGUGAGUGAGAGAGGGCAGGGGUGUGUGUGUGAGAGAGGGCAGGGGUGUGUGUGUGAGA
Molecule: messenger RNA, 4613 nt
Organism: Hemiscyllium ocellatum (epaulette shark)
Lineage: Eukaryota; Metazoa; Chordata; Chondrichthyes; Orectolobiformes; Hemiscylliidae
Exons: 12
Coding region: 56-2188 (710 amino acids)
Cellular component (GO): nuclear envelope
Molecular function (GO): zinc ion binding; nuclear export signal receptor activity
Source: RefSeq, a predicted model, not a curated record